Messenger RNA from Alexandromys fortis (reed vole), 3576 nucleotides. RefSeq names its product DNA topoisomerase III alpha (gene Top3a). Gene Ontology annotation, molecular function: DNA binding; zinc ion binding; DNA topoisomerase type I (single strand cut, ATP-independent) activity. The coding region runs from base 160 to 3171 and encodes 1003 amino acids. The record is from RefSeq and is a predicted model, not a curated record. Gene Ontology annotation, cellular component: nucleus; chromosome. NCBI's taxonomy places the organism in Eukaryota, Metazoa, Chordata, Mammalia, Rodentia, Cricetidae. The transcript has 19 exons. Gene Ontology annotation, biological process: DNA topological change.
GCGGAUCUCUGAGGCGUGGGUUCCAGGCUGAGGCAGCCAGUGGCCUGGAAAAGGUGCACUGUUAAAGUGACUCUCGGAGGUGUGCCUCGUGGCAUCUCCUCUGGGUUCCCCAACAUGUACGGGGCACCGUGGAGUUGCUGCUGGCGCAGGGCCUAGGGAAUGAUCUUCCCAAUCACCCUCUUAGCGUUCCGGUGGCAGCGACGGCCUGGAGGCCGUGCCUUGUCCCGCGCUGCCAUGGAAGUGGCCUUCCGAGGAGUACGAAAAGUUCUCUGUGUGGCUGAGAAAAACGACGCAGCCAAGGGGAUCGCCGACUUGCUGUCCAAUGGUCGCAUGCGGCGGAAAGAAGGCCUUUCAAAAUUCAACAAGAUUUAUGAAUUUGACUAUCAUCUGUAUGGGCAAAAUGUUACUAUGAUAAUGACUUCAGUCUCUGGACAUUUGCUGGCUCAUGAUUUCCAGAUGAGGUUUCGGAAAUGGCAGAGCUGCAAUCCCCUAGUCCUCUUUGAAGCAGAAAUUGAAAAGUACUGCCCAGAAAAUUUUGUAGACAUCAAGAAGACUCUGGAGCGAGAGGCACAGCAUUGUCAGGCACUGGUGAUCUGGACUGACUGUGACAGAGAAGGUGAAAACAUUGGGUUUGAGAUUAUCCACGUAUGCAAGGCUGUAAAGCCCAGUCUACAGGUGUUACGGGCCCGUUUCUCUGAGAUCACGCCGCGUGCCGUCAGGGCAGCCUGUGAAAACCUGACUGAGCCUGACCAGAGAGUAAGCGAUGCAGUGGAUGUGAGGCAGGAGCUGGAUCUGCGGAUUGGAGCUGCCUUCACAAGGUUCCAGACCCUGCGGCUCCAGCGGAUUUUCCCUGAGGUUCUGGCAGAGCAGCUCAUCAGCUAUGGCAGUUGCCAGUUCCCAACGUUGGGGUUUGUGGUGGAGAGGUUCAAAGCCAUUCAGGCUUUUGUGCCAGAAGUCUUCCACAGAAUUAAAGUAACUCAUGACCACAAAGAUGGGACUGUAGAGUUCAACUGGAAAAGAUAUCGUCUCUUUAACCACACAGCUUGUCUUGUCCUUUAUCAGUUGUGUAUGGAGGAUCCCAUGGCAACCGUGGUAGAGGUUAGGUCUAAGCCAAAAAGCAAGUGGAGGCCUCAAGCUUUGGACACUGUGGAGCUGGAGAAGCUGGCUUCUCGGAAAUUGAGAAUAAAUGCUAAAGAAACCAUGAGGAUUGCAGAAAAACUCUACACACAAGGGUAUAUCAGCUACCCACGAACAGAAACAAACAUCUUCCCUAAAGACUUAAACCUGGCUGCGUUGGUGCAACAGCAGACCCAGGAUCCACACUGGGGGGCAUUUGCUCAGAACAUUCUAGAGCGAGGUGGCCCCACUCCACGAAAUGGGAACAAAUCUGAUCAAGCUCACCCCCCCAUUCACCCCACCAAAUAUACCAGCGGCCUGCAGGGAGAUGAACGGCGACUAUAUGAAUUCAUCGUUCGCCAUUUCCUGGCUUGCUGCUCCCAGGAUGCUCAGGGGCAAGAGACUACUGUAGAGAUUGACAUUGCCCAGGAACGCUUUGUAGCCCACGGCCUCGUAAUUCUGGCCCGUAACUACCUGGAUGUGUAUCCAUAUGAUCACUGGAGUGACAAGCUCCUCCCUGUCUAUGAGCAAGGCUUCCGCUUUCAGCCCAGCACUGUGGAAAUGGUGGAUGGGGAGACCAGCCCACCCCAGCUGCUUACCGAGGCUGACCUCAUUGCCCUCAUGGAGAAGCAUGGUAUCGGUACUGAUGCAACUCAUGCAGAACACAUUGAAACCAUCAAAGCCCGGAUGUAUGUGGGACUCACCUCAGACAAGCGGUUCCUCCCUGGGCACCUGGGCAUGGGACUUGUGGAAGGUUACGAUUCCAUGGGCUAUGAGAUGUCCAAGCCUGACCUCCGUGCCGAGCUGGAAGCUGAUCUUAAGCUGAUCUGCGAGGGCAAGAAGGAUAAGUUUCAGGUUCUAAGGCAGCAAGUGCAGAAAUACAAGCAGGUUUUCAUUGAAGCAGUGGCUAAGGCAAAGAAAUUGGAUGAAGCUUUGUCUCAAUACUUAGGAGAAGGGACAGAGGUGGCUCAGCAAGAAGAGCUCUACCCAGCCAUGCCAGAGCCUGUUCGAAAGUGUCCUCAGUGCAACAAGGAUAUGGUCCUGAAGACCAAGAAGAGUGGUGGGUUCUACCUUAGCUGCACAGGGUUCCCAGAAUGUCGGUCAGCUGUGUGGUUUCCUGACUCGGUGCUGGAGGCCAGUAGGGACAGCAGUGUGUGUCCCAUUUGUCAGCCAUCCCCUGUGUACAGGUUAAAACUGAAGUUUAAGCGUGGUAGCCUUCCCCCAACCAUGCCCCUGGAGUUUGUUGGCUGCAUAGGUGGAUGUGAUGAGACAUUGAAGGAAAUCUUCAACCUGCGAUUUUCACGGGCCCCAACAAGAGCUACCCAGCCCUCUGGCCACCUGCAGGCCAGCCAGGUUACCAACAGGAUGGACAGCAGUCAGCAUACUCUCUCUCAACCUCUGGUCAACAGACAUACUGGACCUUCAAAGGCAAUGGCUCAAACCUUCCUACCACCCACUGCUGCUGGUGAAAGCAACUCUGUGACCUGCAAUUGUGGCCAAGAGGCUGUGCUGCUCACUGUCCGCAAGCAGGGCCCCAACCAGGGCCGGCAGUUCUAUAAGUGCAGUGGUGGUGGUUGCAACUUCUUCCUGUGGGCUGACAACAGCCAUCCCACUGGAGGAGGACCCCCCACCUCUGCAUCAAGACUCCCCGGCAACUCUGUGGGAUGGCCGUCAGCCUCAGACAGCAACAUGGAUGGGUUUGGCAGCCUUGGCAGUGACAGUGAUGGAAGUACAUCCUGCCUGUGCGGGCAGCCUGUUGUCACACGGACUGUGCAGAAGGAUGGACCCAACAAAGGACGUCAGUUCCACACCUGUGCCAAGCCACGAGAGCAGCAGUGUGGCUUCUUUCAGUGGGUAGAUGAGAACUUGGCCCCAGUGAACUUUACAGCCCCACCAUGGCCAGGAGGCAGAGGAAAAUCCCAGAGACCAGAGGCUGCAAGCAAAAGACUAAGAGCUGGUUCCUCAGAUGCAGUAUCUACAGCAAAAAAGCCCCGGAAAUGUAGCCUUUGCCACCAGCCUGGACACACCCGCCCUUUUUGUCCUCAGAACAGAUGAGGGCAGGCAAGGUAGAGGACGUUGCCUAGACCAGGAAAUGAGCUAACUGGGACCAGGUGGCCAUUCGGUGUCUGAAAACCUAGGGAUGUGCUGGGUUUGGGGGCUGACCUUCCUUUGUUGAGGAGUCCAUCCAGCUCUGCUCAGGAGUGACUCCAGCUGCUGCACUGCUGAAACGUGAGAAGAUGGUCAGUCAUUGUGUAAGCAGAAACUGACCUUGUUGACAUCCGGGCCCUGACUGUGGCUGUUGUCUGCCAAGUGAGAAGUGGGUAGUGCUUCCAGCCAACACAGGCUCUGCGCAGCUGUCUGAGAAGGAGCUCUCCUAAUGUAUCUGCAGAAGCUACCGUUCCUGCUCCAUCUAGGACACUCAUUGCUCAUGUGCCUUAAUAAAAUACUUCAUCCACUUUU